AUGCCGAGGAACGCGGUCACCAAAAUAAAGCGAGGCAAAGCCGGGAAAGGGAAGAAGGAAGGCAAACAGGAGACGAAAGCGGUGAAGGAGUCCGACGUGGAGAAGGUCAAGGCCAGCGCGGCGCUGUGGGAGCUGCGGCUGCGGGCCACUGAGCAGGCGCUCGCGGAGUACCGGGAGGACUGCCGCACGUUGGCCCGCGCCAACGAGCAGCUCACGAGCCGGCUGUACUGCGCGGAGAAGGACUGGCUCGACAUCACCGGCUUCCUGAAGAGGCAAGAUGCGGCCAAAGAGGAGAAGGUAAACGCGCGCGUAUCCGCGCUGCAGAGAAACCUCCAGAGUCAAGACGGACUUGCACGAGAAGAACAAAACAAACUGGUCGAUGAGUACACAACUAAAAUCAAUGAGAUGAAGGAACUGUUCAGAAAAAAGUCCCAUGACUUUUAUUUUGUCCAAGAGGGGAUGAAGAAAAUUAAUGAAUUUCAGAAGAGGAAAGCCGAGAUGGAGCAGGAGCUCGGUGAUAUGAGAGAAAAUAUGGAUGCUGCCGAGAAGGAGCACAAGAAAAACCUCAACAAAAUGGAGUUAAAAUUCUUCCAAGAAAAGAGUCGCCUGGAAAGGGAAGCUGAGCAAAAGAUUGCCCUGGUGGAAGAGAGGGCCCACAGUGAAGCCAUUGUGCAGUUGGAUGAUGAGUCACGCUCUGUAUUCAAGGAGAACGUCCGUCUAAACGAAGCUCUGAAAUAUCACAUAAUGGAGGCGCAGCGACUGCAGAUAUUGACAAAUUCAAUGGCAAAGGAAAAUACCUCCAUGGCGCUGGACAAGAACACGUAUGAGUUGAUAGUAAAAGAAAACACAGUUCAGAUGGAGGCCCAAAGAAAGGAGCUGUCUAAACUGAGGGCCAAGGCAGCUUCCCUGGAGCAGGCCCUCAAACUAAACGCCGGGGAACCUGAGCGAGAGGAGGAGAAGGCGAAGGCCUCGGUCCGCGUCCAGGCCGCCGGCCAGCAGGAGCUGGAGAAGCUCCGUGAAGUGCUUUGCAUGCGGGAGAGAGAACUGGGGCACAUCAAGCGGCUCGCCAACGCCGUUGUCGAGCAGCGCACGGAGCUGGAGCAGUUCUUCCACGAGGGAAUCGCUCAGGUGAAGCAGGAGAUCACGGCCAGCAGGUCGCAGUACAAAAAGGAGGCGCUGCAGGCGUAUCGCUGGAGGAUGAGAGAAGCCACAGCGGGAAGACUGAAGUUCCCCCCCAUCCGCACCUUUCAAAAAGGCCCCCGCAGCACCAACUCGGUGUAUUCAGACAUGGAGGAGGCUGCCAGCUGGACUCAUCCACCAGGCAGCAACGUUGAAAUCUCCGAUCUGACUUGGGAGCAGAAGGAACAAGUGCUCCGGCUGCUCUUUGCUAAAAUGAAUGGACGGAGCGAAAGGAAAGCCUGCCAACAUCUGGCUUUGUCCGCCUCCUCCGAGAAAAGCCUUAUUGACAUCGACGCUGCCGGAAUUAGAGAGGAGCUCUCCCCGGCGACCUUCAUCACCCAGGCACCUGAGCCGGUUCUGCCCUCAAACCGAAACAGCCUGCCGGAUAUACGCACCGCAUGACCUCCGUGCGACCUCUGCACGUCACACUCUGGGUUGUUUGCCUCUGCUGUGAACAUGUCCCACACGCGGCGUCAAUCAUACGUGUGGUAUAUGACACGAUUUGUUUUUCUGCUGCUCAUUAUAAAUAUCUUGCGUUGUUUCGAAGGCUUCAGUACUUGUUCACACAUGACGCUUGUUUGAUUUCUGUCUCGCCCCAUUUUAAAAGGAUCCGUGACCACUAAACAAAACAGAUUGUUUAUACCAAGAUAUGCACCAGAUAAUAUGACACAACAUCUCUAAAGAAUGGGUCACAUUGCAGUGUUCAUGGCAAUCUUCAUUUAUGGGGAUUAGAUCCAGAUAAGUGUAAGUACAGUAAAUACACAAGAAAAUAAAUACUGGUGUUGAAUUUGAGGAAAUUAUACAGAUUUUUUGCUGUGUUAAAGUCUUGGUUGGUUUACAUAGACAGAUCCUCUAUUUCAGUGAUCAAUAACCUUUGUGAGCCUAAGAUCCCUGACUUCCUCCUGCGUGACCGAUCAGAUCUCCCUAUUGAGGCGUUGAGAGAAAACGACGGUCCAGACUGGACUUUAUUUGGCAUAAUUCUAAUUGAAUGAAAUCAAAACACUUUAGUCCAGCUUUCAAAUUGAUGAGACCAGGAACACAGAAUUUAAGUGCAAUAUAAAAAGUUAAUUAUUUGUUAACCGCACACAAUAUAAACAAGAACAAACACAUUUGCAAUGAGCAGCUGGAUGAACUACCAAUAUAAAUGUUGUUUAUCGAAUAACAUUACAACACAACACUGACAACAUGAUCAGUGCAACUCAUGUAAGUUCAGCUCUCAUCACAAUGCCAUCAAGUCAUGUGACUCCAGUCAGUGUGACGGCUGUGACUGAACUCUGUCUGUGAGCUUGUAGUUGGUUCAUACGCACAGACAGACAGACUGCGGCAGUCUGUGAGCCGUCUGUCAGUAAUCCAGCUCUUGAUCUUUGAUUUUGUGAUUUUCUCAACUCCACUGAUGAGUUUUUCGGUGCAAAUUUGGUAUUUAUGAAAGUUUUCUCCUCUGGGAUUUGUUCUGAACUCAGGCAGUUGGUGAUUACAUUCACAUCACCUCUACAGACAUCCUCAGAUUUAAAUAAUUAUUAUAAUAAUAAUAAUAGUAAAUAUAUGAGAAUCACCAUUUGUGACUCCUGCAUCUGUGCUCUUUCAAAUAAUAGAAUAAAUAAGUGACGGGGAACGUCUCCGAGAUCUACGGCUUGGCGACCACUGCUCUAUUUACACAUCUAAUGUCAAGUCUUUAAAAGGGGAUUAUUAUUAUAAAAUAACUUGUAUAAAUGAACUAAUUAACAUGAUAAGCCGGGGUGAAAGUAGGCCGGUCCUGUACGCUGUACCAUUGUACACAGUACCGGGAAGAGGGGACAGCAGCUGCCUGCCGAAAUAUGUAUUAUGACCAUCGACUGAAUAAAGUGUGAGAAACAACCAGCAUAGAAAAACUUCUCAUCUGAAGAAAAAACUGAUUUUUGGAAAAGUCAGUAUAUAUUCUUAUUGUAUAAAACGAAAACAGCGAAUGAGUCAAUGUCCUCCUGCAUCAGUGUCUCUGACAGCGCCGGGAAAACUGUUGUAUUUGAUCGAUUGAAGCGAUGAAGGGGUAAGAACUACAACCCCUGUAUGCAAGUGUCUUGAAUGAACACGGUGUCUAGAUCAGACUUUAUAUCGGAUCUUGGGGGGGGACAUCUUUUCCGACUAUAUCUGGAUUAAAACACAGAUUAGCACUUCAGUGGCACUUGAAUGGCUCUUAUUAUGGUACUUUUGUAGUUCGACUAUCUUGAAGAAAUGUUACUUUCUGUAUUCUUGUUGUUCUUAGUUUGUACUCUUGGUUGAUGCACUUAUUCUAAGUCGCUUUGGAUAAAAGCGUCUGCUAAAUGACAUGUGAUGUAAUGUAAUGAAUAUUUCGCGUCCCAUGGUGGGCAUCGUCACUGCAGGACUUGUCAAGGUGGCAUCUUCUGCUUUCCAUUGGGAUAUUACAGUUUUGAUCUGUGUGUAGAACUCGAUUCCCUGGAGAGAGAAUAAAUACAUUUACAUCGAAACAUUGA
This is a messenger RNA of Pseudoliparis swirei, 3647 nucleotides long. RefSeq names its product basal body-orientation factor 1 (gene bbof1a). Bases 1 to 1581 code for a protein of 526 amino acids. The record is from RefSeq and is a predicted model, not a curated record. The transcript has 11 exons. Lineage: Eukaryota; Metazoa; Chordata; Actinopteri; Perciformes; Liparidae.